GUAUUGUUUGAACCACCGUGAAGACAAGAGGACCUUCAGUCUGUCCUUCUGUCUGUCUUCUCCUGCUGUGACAGACAUUAAAUACUGUACCGUUUAUAUAACAAGCAGGUUAACGAACAGUAGCUUGACGUGGAAGUACAAGAGGACAACAGAAAUGUCUCUGGAGGACUAGGACAUCUUGUUUCAGAGGACGGAUCAUAAGGACUGCAGAUAAACAACAACAGCUCUGUGUUGACAUCUCUGCUAACACUGACUGUGGGGCUACCAUUAGCUGGUUGAUGUUAUCUAGCUCUGUAGGCUGCUACAGGUUAAAUUACUCAGUGCAGUCUCUCCACACAAGGUAACGUUAUUGUAGUGUUAUUGUGAGCAUGUUUGCAGAGCCCUGCUAUGGGCAACAGCAGCUAUGACGCUAGGUGCAACGUUAGCCACAGGGUUAUGUCACUGUCAGGCUAACAGAUAGCUCUCUGUAGCUGCAGCUGCUUCUCCACUCUUUUGCAUGGUCAUGUCCUGCAGGGUGGGCAUCAUGUAGACUGUCCCCUCUCAUCAGGUUCAGGUGACAGGAGGACACAUUAGUGUGUUAAGUGAGCCUCCUUGGAGAGUAAUGCAAAGCUGGAUUGCAUCCAUCCAACUGGGUCAAAGACUGAGGACAGCUGGCACUGAUAACAGUUUAGCUCAGGAUUGUUUGUUAGCCAUGCUCAACAAUCCAGUCUGUUCUGUUUGAUAUUACAAAAACAUCCAAUACAGGACAUGUGAAUGCAUCAUGUCCUGACUGCAUCUCUUAUUUAUGCAAACAUCAGAGCAGCCUGUCAUGAAGUAAAAGCCGCAGUGCAAGAAGCAGUAUCAAACCAGGACUGAGAGCAUUCAUUUGCUCCAGGGAUUGUUUUUCUGAAGAGGAGAGCAUCAACAUUUCAGGCUACAACCACCAAGUGUCCAGCAUCAACUGGACCAUCAUCAGAUCCCAUGGCAAUGGAGCCUGUGGGAGAUUUUGAGUACAGCAGAAAAGACCUGGUUGGACAUGGAGCCUUUGCUGUGGUGUUCAAAGGAAGACAUAGGAAGAAGACAGAUUGGGAGGUGGCCAUCAAGAGCAUUAAUAAGAAGAACCUGUCCAAGUCCCAGAUCCUUCUUGGCAAGGAAAUCAAAAUCCUCAAGGAGCUGCAGCAUGAAAACAUUGUGGCACUUUACGAUGUCCAGGAAACACCCAACUCCGUGUUCCUGGUCAUGGAGUACUGUAAUGGAGGUGAUCUCGCCGACUAUCUGCAAGCAAAGGGGACACUGAGAGAAGACACACUGAGGGUUUUCCUCCAGCAGAUUUCUGCUGCCAUGCGCAUCCUCAACAGCAAAGGAAUCAUCCACCGUGAUCUGAAACCACAGAACAUCCUGCUGUCGUACGUGGGUCGCAAGAAGUCCAGCAUCAGCGGCAUCCGCAUCAAAAUAGCUGACUUUGGCUUUGCACGGUACCUCCAGAGCAACAUGAUGGCAGCCACACUAUGUGGGUCACCCAUGUACAUGGCCCCAGAGGUCAUCAUGUCCCAGAACUACGAUGCCAAGGCCGACCUGUGGAGCAUAGGGACGGUCAUUUACCAGUGUCUGGUCGGCAAGCCACCGUUCCAGGCCAAUAGUCCCCAAGACCUGAGGAUGUUCUAUGAGAAGAACAAGAACCUACAACCUAUCAUCCCACGGGAGACAUCCCAACAACUUGGCCACCUUCUGCUUGGGCUGCUGCAGAGGAAUCAGAAAGACAGGAUGGACUUUGACGCAUUCUUUAGCCAUCCUUUCCUGGAGCCGUCACCCACCAUUAAAAAAUCGUGUCCGGUGCCGGUCCCCAGCGCCUCCAACGCGACAGUGACGGACAGCUCCUGUGGUAGCUCCCCAUGCAUCCGCUACAACUCCCCUCCUUCUCUCCCGGACAUGCAGACACUAGCAGAAGAUGGUCUGUCAUCCCCUCCGCUCGGUCCGCCCAACUUCCUGCAGCUGUCCAAAGAGUCUGCAGGAAGCACCAGCAGUAAGAACUCGUCGAGUGACACUGACGACUUUGUCCUGGUGCCUCACCUCUCUACUGACAGCUAUGACCAGCCGAUGGGAGCAGGUCGUCGGCCGUCCACUGAGUUCCUCAUGUGUGCAGGGCAGCCGCAGCCUACCCCGGGACAGACCCCCAUCAGCCCACGGGCUGAGACCACCCCGAUCCCUGUUCCCACCCAGAUCCGCAACUACCAGCGCAUCAAGCAGAACCUCUCCAGCAGCCCGACGACCACACUGUACAGCUCCCCCAGGUCUGGCACAGUGAGGCGAUCCAACACUAGUCCUAUGGGGUUUCCCAAGGUGGGCUCGGGUUCCCCCAGCUCUGCAGACGUCCCUCAGACUGUAGGCCGACGUCUCUCCAUUGGCAGCUCCCGGCCCUACUCCCCGUCACCUCUUGUGGGAACCAUCCCGGAGCAGCUGGGUCACUGCUGCUGUCACCUGCAGAACCAUGAGCCUCGUAGCCGCAGCUCCUCUGGAGGUUCCCCCGUCCCAUCCUCUCAGCUCUUGGGGGCUCGGCUCCAGAGUGCCCCCACACUCACCGAGGUCUACCAGACCAGGCAGAAACUCCACAAGCAGUUAUCAGACCCCGUUCAGCCCUCCUCCUCCUCCUCCUGCAGUCAUUCUCCUCAGCUCGGCCGACCGGCCAACCUCGGCUCAUCCCCCACCAAGCUCCUGGGCUCCUCCCCCCGCAUGCACGACUGGCUGCAGAAGUCCCCGCUGCCCACCAUCAUUGGCUCCCCGACUAAGACCAUUUCGGCGCCGUUCAAGAUUCCCAAAACGCAGGCGUCCUGUAACUUGAUGGCGCUGGCGGACAGCCCCGUGCCCACUAAGACGUUGGCAGAUGCCCGGGAUAUCUGUGCCCACCACUGCAGCCCGUACCUCACCGGACGCCCAGCUGCCCCUGAGGCCAGCAGGACCUUCGGCAGGUCUGUUAGUACAGGUCGUCUGUCUGAGCAGCCAAUCAGAAUCAAUCUGGGUGGACAGGCCUAUCAGGGCAGCAAUGACAGCUUGAACACAGAGCGACCUAUGGACACAGCCCCUGCAGGUCCCAGUGGGCUGGUCCAGGUCGGGUCAGGGAGUCCUCGUACUGUCCUUUUCACCGUGGGUUCCCCGCCCAAUAGCAGCACUCCUCCUACCUGCAGCCACCUGGGCACACGACCACGCACCACCUCAGUGGGCUCCAACAGUUCGGCCGGCUCCCUGUGCUCCACCAGCGGGCGGGUCUAUGUCGGAUCUCCUCCAGGCAUGGCCUUGGGCACCUCGCCUCCGGCAGGCUUUGGGGGCGGGCAGGUAGUCCCUGGGAAUGAGGGGGCACCCAGCAGCCUGCGUUAUGUCCCCUAUGGGACCUCCCCUCCCAGCUUGGAGGGAUUCAUCACAUUCGAAGCCCCGGAGCUGCCUGAGGAGACCCUCAUGGAGCGUGAGCAUACAGACACUCUGAUGCACCUACGGAUGAUGCUUUCAUUCACCGACUGCGUCCUGGAGAUGGCGGCAGUGCGAGCUGGAGGGACAGAGCUUGGCUUGUCGGCCGCCUCACUCUACCCUCCCCAGGACAGUGUGGUUGUGGACCAGAUCAGCCAGCUCAGCAAAGAGUGGGGGCAGGUGGAGCAGCUGGUGCUCUACAUGAAGGCAGCUCAGCUCCUGGCUUCCUCUCUCCAUAUGGCCAAGGCUCAGAUUAAAUCAACUAAACUCAAUCCUUCCAGUGCUGUCAAACAGGUGGUGAAGAGUCUGAAUGAGCGUUACAAAAGCUGCAUCUCCCUCUGCCGGCGGCUGACUGACAAACUCAACCACUUCUUCUCCGAUAAGCAGCGCUUUGUGGACGAAAUCAACAGCGUCACCGCAGAGAAGCUCAUCUACAAUCAGGCUGUGGAGAUGGUUCAGUCAGCAGCUCUGGAUGAGAUGUUCAAGCAGACAGAAGAUAUAGCCUACCGCUACAGCAAGGCCGCCAUGCUGCUGGACGGCCUGUCCAAGAUCCUACAGGACCCCACUGACAUUGAGAACGUGGUCAAGUACAAGGCCAGCGUGGACCGCAGGAUCUCAGCCCUCUGCUACUGCACUGUCACACUGUACGAGUAGCAUCCCUCACAUGAACAAGCUUACUCACGCACACAGAGGGACCACGUCCUAAGACUAUUGACUACCAUCCUCACAAAGCCGCUGUUCCCUCCUGUAGCAGUUCAAGCACUUUUCAUUUAAUAGGAUUCAUCUGUAAUUAUCAUCAUACUGGCUGCAUCACGGACUGACCUGUGACAAGCGACUGAUGCACAAAAUAACAACCAAAGAUGACAACGGAUCCAGAAACAAUAGGCUGAAACCGGAUGUGGACAUAAAGCAUGCACUUUCAAGUGCAUUUUCCUACAUACGCUAUGAUGGUGGAAAACCAUCUGAUCGACACAAAUAAAAUCUAACGUCCAUCUUUCACGAUAUCAUUUGUUUUUUACCAGAAGAAAAAGAGGAUGGACAGGACUAUGAGACGGUGUUGUGGGCUACAAGAGACUCGAACUCCCCAUGAAGCAGUUCAUCUUUUUUAAAUCCUUACUAUGUGAUAUCAGUGGUUAUUUACUCUGUGUUUAACUUGUUCUUAUUUAUUGGUUCAGAAGAACAUGGAUGUUUGAGUCUCCUGCCUAUCUUGAAAACCUCAAGUAUUGGAGUGGAAAAUGGAAGAAAUAAGCAAAAGGCUUAUGGCCGAUCACUGUAACAGAUCCAACAACGUGGAUCUUUACACAAAACACAAACUCUCGUUACAGAAACUAGAAAGCCAUGCGAGCAAAGGAACCUGUAGAUUUGUAACAGCUUUGUUUUUAUUGUCUUGUGUUGUUAGCUCAAGCACUUUAUUGUGGAUUGAGAGGAAGAGACGUGUAUCUGUGCAAGUUCUGAAGGUAGAAAUGUGAAGGCAGGAGAAGGGUUUUCUAAUCACUCCUGCUCCCACUCUCAAAACUGAACUGCUCUGUAUGCAUGAGAAACAAGUCUACCGAAUGCAUACAUUUCCCAUAAGGCAGAGCAACCGGGGGAACAACUUUACGGGGCCUCUUCUGUCAAGAUCGACCAUAUGUUUGACAGAACCACAUUUCUCCUGUCAGCUGAUGUAAAUUCAUAUAUUUAAAGGGGCAUGCCACCGAUUUUACACAUGAAAUCAGUUUACUUGUCACAAGGAGCCCCUCCUCAGCCUGUGAAUUGUAAAAUGUCUUCUGUGACUCUGAGGGGAGAUUGUAACCCGGAUGAUGUCAUCAGGGUUAUCUUGAUUUGGGCUUGGAGACUACAACUUUUUAACAGAAAGGCUGUGUUAUAAACUGGGGCUGUGGAGUUUGAAAUAUGGCAGAUGGUAUCAGGUUGCAUUAUGGGAGGUGGAGGAUAUUGGAGUGUUUUUGGAUCUUGACCCUUAUUAGGGAUUAAAAGCAAGGAUAUAUCGGCCUGUGCUGCUUCAAAUUUGACCAUUCUUUAUUUAAUUUGUCUCUCGCAAGUUGUCCAAUUUAAUGGAAGUGUAAUGCUAAAUCGGGGGAAUAUCCCUUUAAUUCCAGAAACGCUUGUUGUGUAUGGCAUAUGAAGAAAUGGGCUACAAUUUGAAUGCAGCUAUUUUAUGGCUUCCCUGUUCUUUAUCAUCGACAUGACAGACGCAGUGCUUCUCAAACCAACAUAAUCCCUUCUCCUGUCACCACUGUAGUGCUGAACAACCAGUCAGCGUCCACUUUAAACCCUGAUGGAGUGUAUUGUGAAACUGGAUGGUCAUAUUACUUGACAAGUUACCUUAAUAAUAAGUUUUAUUUUACUAAAAUACUACAGCUUUUUAUGUUCUGUCAGUAUCUGUAGCAAUUUUUUUUAACAAAACUUGAUGUUUGCAAACUUGUAUAUAUUUGUAUGUGGUGCAUGUGAUGAUUCCUUUUCCCCUCUUUUUGGGAGGGGAGCGAGUGUGUGUGUGUGAGGUCACAGUUUGAGUUUUGGGGGUAUUCGAUGAUACCAUCAGAUGGCCUGCCUGUCGGUCAAAGAGCACAAAUCUUUAUAUGUACAUAGAUGAAUUUGAUACAUUUUAUUCAUGUCUGCCAAGGGUUUGAUAAGGAAACCUAUUUUGGCACAACAGGGGUGUGCCAAAGAAUAAAAUAUAACUCGUGGCAGCUCCAAAACUUUCCAGAGAACUCUUUCUACCAGGACUGUUCGUUGUUGAGAUCAAGACACAUAUUUGUUCAGUGGGUCUUAUGAAAUUUUCUGAAAUGAGCAUGAUGUCUUCAGAUUUCAUACUCAUUUCCCAAAAUGUUGUAAUACUUGAUUUGUCACAAUCUGCACUGCCUAGCAUCCCCUCUGUCCCUCUGCCUCCCCUCGAGUCGUCUGCUGUGCUCCCAACAGUGUCUGUACUGUAUGUAUGUAUGUAUGAGUGUAUAUAUACACAUGUGCACUUGCCAGGUGUGCAUUAAGGCCAGUAGUAUACAGUUAACGAUGGAAAAAGGAGGUGCCUUCUUCUUGUGAAAGCAGACAAAGGCCUACUCCUCUGUACAGGUGUGAAUACAUUCUUUUUCUGUGUAAAAAUGUUUAUAAAUGCAUUCACAGGCACCCAGCGGUCUCUGGGCCUGUUUCUCUGAUGUACUGUUCUUUUUCUGAGACAUAUCUGGGUUUCAGUUUCCCUCGUCCUUGUCAUGAGCACUCUGAACCACACAAAGCCUUUUACUGCACACAGAGUGAAGAGGGACAAAUAAAGCUGAUGGAAAACCGCCUGAAUCUUUGCUCUGUACCAUUUUGUCCAUGGACUGUAAGUGAAGAUGGACUGUUUUAGAUAAAGCAUGGGUACCAAGUCUGCAUUUUACCCCCUAGAGCCUCUAGAAUCUUGAAUGUAUGUACCCUGUUGUUUUUGCGCCUCUCCAGCUUGAUCUGAAUGCAUUUUGAAGAAACCCGCCGUCUGUAAAGACCCUGAAAAUGCAACACUUUCCAAGCAACGAUUUUUAAAAGAGAAAUGUUAAUGUUAUACUUGUGUCCCUCACCAAGGGGUGUCUGUCUUUGUUCUUUAUGGAACACAAAUACAGUCUUUGUUAUUAAAAAGAGAAAAAAAAAUGAAA
This is a messenger RNA of Sebastes umbrosus (honeycomb rockfish), 7058 nucleotides long. RefSeq names its product unc-51 like autophagy activating kinase 2 (gene ulk2). Gene Ontology annotation, cellular component: cytoplasm; autophagosome. NCBI's taxonomy places the organism in Eukaryota, Metazoa, Chordata, Actinopteri, Perciformes, Sebastidae. Gene Ontology annotation, biological process: axon extension; autophagosome organization; autophagy. The coding region runs from base 961 to 4092 and encodes 1043 amino acids. Gene Ontology annotation, molecular function: protein serine/threonine kinase activity; ATP binding. The transcript has 27 exons. The record is from RefSeq and is a predicted model, not a curated record.